Molecule: messenger RNA, 2101 nt
Organism: Camelina sativa (false flax)
Lineage: Eukaryota; Viridiplantae; Streptophyta; Magnoliopsida; Brassicales; Brassicaceae
Product: glutathione S-transferase DHAR2
Biological process (GO): protein glutathionylation; cellular oxidant detoxification; ascorbate glutathione cycle
Molecular function (GO): glutathione dehydrogenase (ascorbate) activity
Source: RefSeq, a predicted model, not a curated record
CUUGAAAAAUUACAUGGUUUCAACAGUUACAAAAAGAGAGAAACGGAGGACGUUGCCGUCGCCGGAAAAAAAAAACGAUCGGAUCCUGCUGAAUGACCUUGAGACAGAAGCUCGAACAUGAACGUCGGUGGUUGCAGGAUCCACGGCUUUGCGGCGGUCACACCAAAUCGGAACCCUUGACAGAAGCAACCAAACUCUGUUUCGGAUUCCUCAUUGGUGAACCACCUGACCCGCUACAGAUCCUCCGACAUGCUCAAUCAACCGAUCUUAGGCUCCGCGAAGUUAGGUCCCAUGCCUAGCAACCCGCUCACUCAGAUCUAACACGCUUCCUCCAGCUCCGGCGACCACCGCAACCUCAAGGUAGAUUUGCUUCAAUCCGGUCUGGUGGACACAAAAUCAUGGCGUUUUACAGAGGAUGAUGGCUCAAUCCAUCCUCCAUAACCCGGGACCCAUGAUAGCCCCUAAGGAUGCCGAAACAUCUAGGUUAACCACCGCAACGAUGCAACAUUUACCCUCCUGUCUUCCUCCGACUUCCGCCGCAACCACAGCUUCUAUUGGAAGGGUGAACCAAGGGAAAGCUCCACCGCGAACAAACGCGGCUUGAUCUAGAAGCUUCCCGACCUACCAAACCGAAGCCACAGCUGCAUCAGAGGAAGAGAAAACCACGCCUCUGUUGCCGGAGAUGCAAACCACCCACCACUGCCUUCCCCUUGUAGAUUCAAGGCCUACAAUGAAGAACCGCCCAACCUACCUGUCAAAGCCAAAUCCGAUCUGUAACGUGACGCCUCGGCUGGAUGGAGAGAAGUCAGGAUCCAGUGAGAGAAACACCAGAUCUGACCCCCGGAGCUCACCAAAGAGAGACUACGGCUCUCACUUCUCACCGAAGCCAACGAACCCACCGGCGAAUCCUAACACACAGAGUCUUCAGCCCCGAUCUGCCGACUCCAGCCACGAAUAAGAAGCCGUCCUUAAGCAAUUCCUUCGAACCUUCACUAACAGACCCCUCUAACGAAGAGUCCGCUUGACGCGCCGGGACAACACCGGAAACCACCAUCAAAAGAGAACCAGACCGGAGACGAAGGACCACCUCACAGAGGAUGACGAUGACAGAAGAAAAGCCUUCUUCGGUGCCGGAAGGGCAACUGGAGAGGCGGCGGUGCAAAAAUUAGGUUUAGGUUUUUUAGAGAGAAGGAAGAGAGAAAGGGGAGGAGAAUUUUGCUUAUAUUUCUCCGACUCGAUUUGCGAAAAGUUUUCUGGAAAAUAAAAAAAGUUUCGAUUCGAUGGCUCUCGAUAUCUGCGUGAAGGUUGCCGUCGGUGCUCCUGAUGUUCUCGGAGACUGUCCGUUUAGCCAACGUGUUCUACUGACCCUUGAGGAGAAGAAGGCUCCCUACAAGCUCCAUCUCAUUAACGUCUCCGACAAACCCCAGUGGUUCUUAGACAUUAGCCCAGAAGGUAAAGUUCCGGUUAUGAAGCUUGACGGCAAAUGGGUAGCUGAUUCUGACGUUAUCGUUGGGAUUCUCGAGGAGAAAUAUCCAGAGCCUUCUCUCAAGACUCCUCCUGAAUUUGCUUCUGUGGGAUCCAAACUCUUUGGUGCUUUUGUGACUUUCUUGUUGAGCAAAGAUGCUAAUGAUGGAUCCGAGAAGGCCUUGGUUGAUGAGUUAGAAGCCUUGGAGAAUCAUUUGAAGACACAUCCUGGUCCUUUUGUAGCUGGAGAGAAAGUUACUGCGUUGGAUUUGAGUUUAGCACCUAAGCUUUACCAUCUUGUAAUUGUUCUUGGUCAUUACAAGAACUGGUCUGUCCCUGAGAGCUUGACUUAUGUUCGUAACUACGCCGAGGCUUUGUUUGCUAGAGAGUCAUUCGAGAAAACCAGGGCUGAUAAAGAGUUUGUGGUUGCGGGUUGGGAAUCUAAGGUGAACGGUUGAUGUUGGAUCCAUGCUUCUCGAGUUAUUGUUGCUUAGAACCUGUAUUCUUCACCGAAUAAUGAAAAUGCACGAUUAUGCGUGUUAUUGUUCUUUAGAGUUUGUUAUCUCCUAUCAAUAAUGAUGCAGUAGACAACCAUUGUCUUUUUGAUAGUGUAUAUCUCUUAUUUGAUUUGGGAUUA